CGCCAAUUAGACUUGGCUGUGAACGGAACUGCAAACGAAAAUUUCGCAAUAAUUCUGCCGUGUAAAAGUCGUAAUAACGCAUUUUCUUUAAAAUGGCAAAUGUUACUUGUGGAGCGAAUGUGAUUUGGUUCCGUCAUGGCCUGCGACUCCAUGAUAAUCCCGCUUUGCUGUCUGCCCUCGCCGACAAGGAUCAGGGUAUAGCCCUAAUACCCAUUUUCAUAUUCGAUGGCGAGAGUGCAGGUACCAAAGAUGUCGGCUACAAUCGUAUGCGCUUUCUGCUGGACUCGCUGCAGGAUCUUGAUGGUAAAGUUCAGCAGGCCACUGAGGGUCGGGGACGUUUGCAUAUAUUCCAGGGUCAACCCAAGGAGAUAUUCCGUCGUCUUCAUCAGCAACUGCAGCUGAAGAAGAUCUGUUUCGAGCAGGAUUGUGAGCCAAUUUGGAGUCAAAGGGAUGCUUCGGUGAAAUCUCUAUGCCAGGAACUGGGCAUAGAGUGGGUUGAAAUGGUCUCGCAUACUCUAUGGGAUCCUCAUACUGUAAUUGAGACUAAUGGUGGUAUUCCCCCCUUGACAUAUCAAAUGUUUCUACACACAGUUGAGAUUAUUGGACUGCCACCGCGACCAACUAAUGACCCUAACUGGAAUAAUGUUGGCUUCGUUGAGAUCUCUCAGGAAUUGCAAAGGGAGCUGAAAUACUUACAGCACUUCCCCACGCCGGAAUACUUUAAUAUCUAUUGUGAUAAUAUGGGCUAUUUGGCCAAGAUCAAUUGGCGUGGUGGCGAGACUGAGGCCCUGUUGUUGCUCCAGGAGCGUCUCAAAGUGGAGCAAUCGGCCUUUGAGAGGGGCUAUUAUCUACCCAAUCAGGCCUUGCCAAAUAUAUUGGAUACGCCCAAAUCGAUGAGUCCCCAUUUGCGUUUCGGUUGCCUUUCAGUGCGCCGAUUCUAUUGGAAUGUUCAUGAUCUCUUCAAGAAUGUCCAGCUGCAAGCCUGUGUGCGAGGUGUCCAAAUGACAGGCGGAUCCCAUAUAACUGGGCAGUUGAUAUGGCGAGAGUAUUUCUAUACCAUGUCGGUGAAUAAUUCCAAUUAUGAUCGCAUGGAUGGCAAUGAGAUUUGCUUGAAUAUCCCAUGGUCCAAGCCGCAUGAGGAGAAACUGGAGCGUUGGCGUUUGGGUCAGACGGGAUUCCCGUUGAUCGAUGGCGCCAUGCGGCAACUGUUGGCCGAAGGUUGGCUUCAUCAUACGCUGCGCAAUACGGUUGCCACUUUUCUGACCCGUGGCGGACUCUGGCAGAGUUGGGAGCACGGUGUACAGCAUUUCCUAAAGUACCUACUCGAUGCCGAUUGGUCUGUAUGUGCCGGCAAUUGGAUGUGGGUGUCGAGUUCGGCAUUCGAGAGGCUAUUGGAUUCAUCGCUGGUUACCUGUAGUCAGGCCAUGGCCAAGCGUUUGGAUCCCGAUGGCUUGUAUAUCAAGCAGUAUGUGCCGGAAUUGCGAAAUGUCCCCAAGGAGUAUAUUCAUGAACCAUGGCGCAUGUCUGCUGAGGAUCAGGAGCGUUAUGAGUGCUUGAUAGGAGUUCAUUAUCCAGAGCCCAUAAUCGAUCUAUCGUUGGCUCUUAAACGGAACACUUUGGCCAUGACCAAUCUAAGAAAUUCGCUGAUAACACCACCGCCGCAUUGCAGACCCUCCAAUGAGGAGGAAGUGCGUCAGUUCUUUUGGUUGGCAGAGUCCAUGUAAUGUACAGGGAUUUUCUAAUGGAAUACCAAUUGUUAUCUUUCAAAUAAAUAAUUAGCCAAAUUAGCAUUUAA
Drosophila willistoni is the source of this 1795-nucleotide messenger RNA. RefSeq names its product cryptochrome-1 (gene cry). The transcript is spliced from 4 exons. The record is from RefSeq and is a predicted model, not a curated record. Gene Ontology annotation, biological process: entrainment of circadian clock by photoperiod; circadian regulation of gene expression. Gene Ontology annotation, cellular component: nucleus; cytoplasm. NCBI's taxonomy places the organism in Eukaryota, Metazoa, Arthropoda, Insecta, Diptera, Drosophilidae. Gene Ontology annotation, molecular function: DNA binding; FAD binding. The coding region runs from base 93 to 1724 and encodes 543 amino acids.